UCCUUAAGCAAUGUGCUCAAGUCUCCUACAUACACAAGGUGAAAUGCUUUCAAGUUGACGUUGAAUUCUUUCCAAAGCAAAUCUUACUCAAACUUCCAGCCUCAUCCUUCGCUGAAUAGAACGUUUCACGCCAUGCCCCGCACUGCCCUCAUCCUCGCUGCUGGUCCUGGGAUUGGCGCUCAUUGCAUCUCCCUCUUUCGCGCCGCAGGAUACAACGUUGUCGCGGCUUCGCGCAGCCGGCAGGAAAGCCUCAGAGCACCCAAUCAUUUAGACUUGCAUCUGGACCUCUCCAAACCAGACACUCUCCCCGAGCUCUUCGCGAAAGUGAGAGAGCACUUUGAGCAUCCGAGCGUGGUCAUAUACAAUGGCUUCGCGAGGACGCUGGUGCCAGCGGAGAAUCCAUUGGGCUCCAUUUCGCAGGAAUGCAUUGAGCACGACAUGGCGGUCAAUAUCACUAGUGCAUUGAUUGCGGGUCGAGAGGCUGUCAACGGGUGGGAGCAGGCUGGAGGUCAGGCAAACGGGACUUUCAUCUACACUGGCAAUAAGCAGAAUGUCAUGGCCGAUCCCAAGGCGCUCACAUUUGGGAUGGCCAAGUGUGCCGCGGCAAAGAUGAUGUGGGAUUGCUCUGUAGCGUAUGCGCAACGCGGGUUCAGGUUUUAUUUCACGGAUCAGCGCAAGGCCGACGGCUCUCCCGCGAGAGAGAUGAUGGAUCCCAUGGCACGUGCAGCGCUGUAUGUCGAACUGGCAGCAGAUGGCGGACAGCAACCGUGGCAUUAUACCUUUGUAAAAGGCAUUGGCUAUGUUGAUUUCCGGUCGAAAGACAAUGCUUGACAGUUUCGAGCCUUGGGCGCAAGGUUGGCUGCAUCAAGUCUCUGAUUGGUAGUAGUGUGAAGCAGAAUGUAUAUUUAGGUUGUUGCAUAAUUAUGACCGGCGGCGGCAGGAGCCGCGUCUGACGUAGCG
Neohortaea acidophila is the source of this 960-nucleotide messenger RNA. RefSeq lists its product as uncharacterized. The coding region runs from base 133 to 831 and encodes 232 amino acids. The record is from RefSeq and is a predicted model, not a curated record. The transcript is spliced from 2 exons. NCBI's taxonomy places the organism in Eukaryota, Fungi, Ascomycota, Dothideomycetes, Mycosphaerellales, Teratosphaeriaceae.